ACUAUGGCAUCAAGUCAUUCAUCAUCAUGUGUAGUUAAUGAUAUUGAAAUGGAAUCACCGAGUUGUUGGUGUGGUUUGAAAGCGCCAUUAAAGAUCUCCCACACCCACAAAAACCCUGGAAGGAAAUUUUAUGCUUGUCUGACUUAUGGAACGGGAGAAACAAGAUGUCAAUUCUUCAUUUGGGCAGAUAUACUGACAUCAGUAUUAUCUGAGAAAAACCUGACAAGAGAGAAUGAAAUUCGGAAGAGGGAGGAUGCUUUGUUGUUGCGUGAAUAUGAAGCUCAAAAAAAAGAGGACAAACUAUUAGAGAGAGAGAAAACGCUGCAGAAGCAAGAUGACGACCUUCAUAAAAGGAUAGUAGAGAAUAGGAUUGGUCGUAUUUUGUUGUGUCUAUUUUGGAUUGUAUCACUUGUAAUUGUUUUUGGUUGGUUCUGAAUGUAGAUGUAUCAUGUUAGUGUUAAAUGAAAAUAG
Messenger RNA from Juglans regia (Persian walnut), 471 nucleotides. RefSeq lists its product as uncharacterized. Gene Ontology annotation, molecular function: zinc ion binding. The transcript has 2 exons. The record is from RefSeq and is a predicted model, not a curated record. Lineage: Eukaryota; Viridiplantae; Streptophyta; Magnoliopsida; Fagales; Juglandaceae. Bases 4 to 435 code for a protein of 143 amino acids.